AUGGGCGGCAGGUCAUUCCUCGCGGGCUUGUUUGUGUGGGUCCCAACGAUCAUCUUCUUUCUUUGUGUGUUCUGGGGGCACCUCGUGUACUGCCCGGCGCAUGACAUGUGGGUGGACAAGCUCUGCAUCCACCAAACGCGGGCCAAGCUGAAAGAGAGCGGUGUCAAUGCGCUCCCUGAAAUCGUGGCCACCUCUGACAAGAUGAUUAUGCUGUGGGAUCCCGAAUACUUCGACAGACUUUGGUGCUGUGCCGAAGUUGCCAUCUUCUGUUCAAGCAAGGGCGGCCCCACCGAAGUGGAAUUCGUACCGUUGUGGGUAGCCCCGUGGGUUCUUUCUACAAUCCUGACCCAGUUGCUAUGCAUUUCUAUCUCAGAGCGGCUGUUCAGUUUGCCUCUUGGCAGGGAGUCAAACUGGAUGCGGUCGGCAAGCAACUUUCUCAGGGUUGCAGGCAACAGGGUGUUGCUGGAAGAAUGCGCUGUUCUUAUCUGA
Effrenium voratum is the source of this 489-nucleotide messenger RNA. The record is from the annotation of a GenBank genome assembly. NCBI's taxonomy places the organism in Eukaryota, Dinophyceae, Suessiales, Symbiodiniaceae.